Messenger RNA from Ixodes scapularis (black-legged tick), 2321 nucleotides. RefSeq names its product exocyst complex component 5 (gene Sec10). NCBI's taxonomy places the organism in Eukaryota, Metazoa, Arthropoda, Arachnida, Ixodida, Ixodidae. The transcript has 16 exons. Gene Ontology annotation, biological process: Golgi to plasma membrane transport; exocytosis. The coding region runs from base 129 to 2273 and encodes 714 amino acids. Gene Ontology annotation, cellular component: cytoplasm; exocyst. The record is from RefSeq and is a predicted model, not a curated record.
CAAAGAUGGCGGCGUAGGGGUGUGUUUUGCGGCGUUUCCCAACACACAAAUUGACCGUCGUUCGCUGAAGUCCCGAGCAGUUCCGCUGUUUACAAACUGCAUGUCAAACCCGACGAAAAUCACCAGACAUGUCCCACUUCCUUCCCGAACUCGAACAAGAGUCCUUCAGUCCGGAGGACUUUGUGGAGCGCCUGGCAUGGCGCAGCCUCGGGGGCAACAUGGACCCCGAGACAUUUGACCCAAGUGUGCUGCAGGAGGCCUUCAAGCAGGGCAUCAGAGACCUCCAGCUUCUCUUUGAGAUGACCCAGAAAAAGUGUGAGCGACUCGAGAUGAUCUGCCGCGAGGAGGAGACGCGCCACUGCCAGAAAGUCUCUGAGCUACAGGACAAGAACAAGGCGUCGUAUGCCACCUACAAGGAACUGGAUGCACAGAUCGGCUACGUGGCCAUGAAGGUCGUUCACCUGGGCGAUCUUCUGGAGAGCGUCAACACGCCGCGCUCGCGAGCCGUCGAGGCACAGAAGCUUAUGAAGCAUUUCGCGGAGUUUCUGGGGCCGCCCGAACAGCAACACGGGCUGGCGUCGGCGAGCGUGCUUCACGACCCCAACAAGCUUCACGAGGCGGCGGACAUCAUUCAGAAACUCCACCUGAUUGCCCAGGAACUUCCAUCCGGGAAGUUUGACAAGGCCCGCCAGCGAAUUGCCCACAAGUACAACGAGAUCGAAAAGGCCCUGACCGCAGAAUUUGUGAGGGCACACCAUGAGGGCGAUAAGGAGGUGAUGCGGGAAGUUGCCGCCGUCCUGUCGCAUUUCAGGGGUUACUCAACUUGCGUGGACACUUUCAUCGACCAGAGUCAAAUGGGCGCUUUUCUGAAGAAGGACUUGUUUGCCGACAUUGUUCCGCUCUGCGAGCGCUGUGAGCAGAUCAUAGAGGAGGUUUUCACCAACCCUGAGCAGGUGAUGUGCAAGUUUGUCUGCAACAUCUACAAUGGCAAGCUGCAAGAAUACAUCCAGUCCAAUCUCAGUGACCGUAACGAUCCUGAGAAGUAUCUCAAGACGCUGUACGAGCUCUACUCCAAGACGAUGCAGCUGUCUGCAGACCUGUCCAAAUUCAGGAUGGGCAGCGACCCGGCCUUCCUCAAGAAGCUGACUCGGCAGAUCUUCUCCAAACACCUGGAUCCGUACCUGUCCAUCGAGACCCACUACCUCAAGGACAAGUGCACAAGCGUGCUAAACCGCUACUACGACUCGCGCAACCACCACAAGCGCCAGUUCCAGUUCGGCGGGAUCAACGACCUGAGGCGUGACCUUCAGGCAAGGCUAGGAGGCCGCUCCAAUAUUAACAUUGCGCCGACGGUGGAGAACUUUGGCGGAGAGACGUUCCUGUCCGAGGAAGUGGCCAUCAACCUCCUCCAGGAAAGCAAGCUGGCCUUCCAGAGGUGUCAGCUGCUAUCCAAGCCAACUGAGCUUCCAAAAAGCGUGGCCCAGCUCUUCGAGAUUCUUCUCAAUAGCCUGUGCAUCGAGCACAUGCACUAUGCACUCGAGAUUGGACUAAGAGCCAUUCCCGUGUCGGAUCCCAAGGCGGAGCCGGAGAUCUAUUUCUUUGACACGGUGCGACAGUGCAACUCCAUCUUCCAGCUCCUCGAGAAGCAGUUCAACAACAGCGUAGCUCCUCUACUUCUGUCAACACCAGAGCACAGCCUGUGCCUGCAGAAGAAGCGAGACCUGACGGAGCAGAUGGAGAUUAAAAUGGACACCGGGCUGGAUCGGUCACUGGCGGCCGUGAUCGGCUGGGUCCGAGGCUUGCUGCUGGCCGAGCAGAAAAAGACGGAUUUCAAGCCGGAAGUGGAGGACGUCAUAGAGACCACCAAGGUGGCUCUUAAAGUCGUCAAGUACCUGACAAAGUGCAUCGACAAGAUCCGCGAUUCCCUGGACGGGACCAACGUGGACGCCGUGCUGCUGGAACUCGGAAUGCGGUUCCACCGGACGAUCUACGAGCACAUCCAAACCUUCCAGUAUAGCACCGUGGGUGGCAUGAUCCUGAUCUGCGACCACAACGAGUACCGCAAGUGUGCCAAGCAGUUCAAGAUCCCGGCCCUGGACAAGAUGUUUGACGUGCUGCACGCCCUCUGCAACUUGCUCGUGGUGGCGCCGGAAAAUCUCAAGGACGUUUGCCGGGACGACCAACUGGCAAGUCUAGACAGAAGUGUGCUCGUCAAUUUCGUUCAGCUGAGGAGCGACUGCAAGGUCCAUAAGCUGGUCAACCAGUUCCGGUGAACGAGGCUGCUCAAUAAAGAGGCUAUAACUUAUUCAUUACCAAAGCAA